AUGAACGGCACCAGGCAGCAGUCUCUGUUCUUUGUCAGUCUGCCAGAGCUACAAAAACUCUGUGCCACUACAAUUACACUGAAUUCUCAGAUACCAGAAACUGAGAUAAGGAGCACACAGAUAAAGAUUUGCAGGCAGUUAUUAUUCCUGCAUCAAGACAUCCUCUCUGCACCUGUUAUUGGAACCCUAAGUCAAAUUUCAGUUGUAAUGGCGAUACCAUUUUACAAAUCAGGAAUAUGUCAAGCCUAUGCAGAGAAACAAGGUGCCACCCUGGAAGCACCACAAGCAGUCAGUCCAGCCAUUCUCCAAACUUGUAUCUCCUACACACUUACAGCCAGGCUUGCACCUAGAUGGAACAAGGCUGGUCAUCUCUUGGUGCAAGGAAAAGAUUUUUUGUCUUGUUCAGGAAGACAAAAUGCUGUUGUUGUAGACCUCAAUGUAUCAGAAAGACAGCUCUGCAUCAGCAUGGAGGCUUGCUCAAUUCGGUUGCCACCCCCUGAGCUGGCAGACUUCGAUAUUUCAGCAAACACCUUAAAGCUAUUUGACAGCAAUGAAAAUGCAGUUAUUCAGCAGCAUUCCAUAUUAAGUAACUGGUGCUAUGUUUUGCCAAGCAUGAAAAUGGGUCAGAUCAUAAACAUCAGCCACAUAAUUCCUCCAGAAUCUCCUUUCCGUUCAUAUAAAGAACUUCAGAUGCACUGGAAGAAUCUGUAUGGAUAUAUUCUUCCAGAAGAUCUUGAAGAGUUGCAAAUAUACUUCAGUGUUUACUUCAGACCCAUAGGGGAAAGGUUCUUUACGUAUCCUUUAAGUUGCAUUCGAAGUCAGCCAGUGCAGUAUUUCCCUAGAACAGAUUCAGAAAGCGUGUUAAACUCUUUUCUUUCUGACAUGAAGCACGUUCUUUCACAUCUAUGUGGAUUUCCUGUAAAGGUGACGAGUAAAGCACUUUAUGCUACACAGGAACUCUCCAGGGCUCCGGAAAUACACUCUAAGCAUAUGAAACUGGCAGGUGAGAUUGUUUCCAUAGUAUCUCUAACACAGACUCCUCCAAGUAAACAGACUUGCAGUGGAAUUUCUUCACCGUGCAGUAUGGAAAACAGCCGCUGGAUGGAGCGUUUGAUCAAAGAGCCAGGAACACACAAUUUUUUGAGUAGCCUUAAGGGUACAGAAAAGGUUAGCAUUGAAGCAACUGAGAAAUCAAUGAAUAAUAGGCAAACACCAGGAGUACCAGCGUUACCAGUUGUGGAGUCUUUAGGAGUGGCUGUAAAUUCAACUUUUAAACUCACCCCACAAAAAGUCAACAAAAUUAUACCAAUUUUCAAAGGAAAGUUGAUGCAAAUGAAUGGAAAGACCGCAAAUCAAAUGAAUGGGAAGAAAAGAGAAAAUAUUGAAAGACAUUCACCAACAAAACCUGUGGGUAUUUCUUCUUCUGUACUGACUGUGUGCAAAACCAGCAUAACUCAGGUUUGCAGACCCGUUCAAAAUACGUCAGUCAAAAGUCCUACUCAUAGCAGCCUCUUUCAGGCAACGCACAUGAAAACAUACGCAAAACGUGGUAUACCUGUAUUUCGAUGGAAAACAGCAUGUAGUGCACAGAUGACAAAUUCUGAUUUUUCUGAUAGCUCAGCUUCAGGUGGGAAUUCAAGUGAAGUCCAUCACAAAAAGGCAAAUUCUCCUUCCUUUCUUAAGAAUGUUGGGUCAGUGCUUCAAAAAUCAAACAUCAGUCUGAGUCUGAAUACAUAUGCAUCUCCUUCUUCCAGUGCAAGAAAGGGGAAAAAGUUUGCAAGUCAAAAUACCAUGCAAGAUCUUGAGAAACAACACCAGUCAAAGAAAUCUUUGCAGCUUUGUAAAUUAGACAAUGAAAUGACAAAUUUUGGGUUAUCACAGCAACAAAAAAAAAGAUCAAAUGCAGGAGCAGGGUUAAAUAUUCAUGGAUCUGUCUUAGAUGAUACAAAGCACAUCGCCAAAAAUGAAGAAAAUAGAGCAGCAUGCUAUUCUAAGGACUGUAUUGUUAAGACAACCAGGCAUUCCAAAUCUAACUUUGAACAGAUGAUUACAGGGAAUGAGCAUCUGACAUGUGAAACCCUGACCUCAAAAUUGCCUUCCUCAAUGAAGGAGAGCAACAUGGAAGCAUCUGUAAAGAAAGCCUGUGCCAAAAGAAGACAGAAAGAAGAAGGUUAUCCAAAGUCAAAGAGAGCCAAAAGGAGUAAGCUUUCAGUUUAGGAUGUUCUGCGGUGCUGGAUGAAGACUCUGGAGCUAAGAAUGUGGUUUGGCUGCCUGAUCUCAGCUGGUUAAGAAAGUGUGAAUAGAUUUCCGCAAUCAAAGUUCCUUUUCCCAGCACCACAACUGUAAUAUGUAGUAUGUAAUAUUUUGAGGGCUUUCAAUUUAAAACCUGACCUAUAAGGAAGGAUAAAGCUGUACCUGAUACCAUUGAUUUAUCAAGGAGAGAAUUCUUUCUUGUUCUGUGUAAAAAUGUGAAUGUUUAAUGCCCUAAAUCCAAACUUUGUGAACAGAAUGCAAAUACUAAUGUGGAAAUACAGCAACUUCUGUCUGCAUGUUAACCAUACAGUUGUGAGUUGUCUUUUCGUUUCUUCUGUCAUCUAAGCUUUCUACAUGUUCUUCUUCAUUAAGGUUCCCAAGAGGGCAUAACAUACUUGAGGAUGUCUGAGUUUUGUGAAUUUUACUGUUUAUUUCAUGUGAGUGGUAUCUGUUGCUGGAUGAAAAACUGAGGUUUAAAUACAUACAGUCAAGGAAAUCCAUGCAUCAACAACUUUUUGAGACAGUUUAUGUUAAGACUCUUAAAAUUCGAAAAUUUAGCUCAUUGCUCAGGUUUUGAAUCACAUUAUGUCUGCCUUUUCCUUGCUUGCAUGGUUAGUCAUUCUCCCAAGUUAUUUUGAAGUUUUGAAUCUGUCUUUUAAUGAGAUAAUUAUAUUUAAUUCUUUGCUACAAUGCCUAAGCCUUUGUUUUGUCAGUAAAACAUUCCUAAAUAAUUUUUCCCUGUCAAAUCAAAUGGUUGGAAAAGAAACGGUACACUUUUUCUUGGGGAAUAAUCUGAACACUGGAUUUGAGUCGAGCUUCUUUAAUUCUUGUUAUAAUUUUUAAUGAAUUUCUAUUUUCAGAAAUGAAACUGCUCCGUAAAAGAUUUAAGUCUAAUUGAUAAUUCCGUUCUUCAGCAAUUCAUGCAGAAUGUGUACAGCUGCCCUUUGAAUAAUUUUAUCAGCAUAAAUGUCUUUUCAAUGACCUACUUGAAAAUGUAGUUGCAAAUAUAUACAUAUAUAUGAUCGUUGAGCCAUAAUAGCUGUUUAAGCGAAUAUUAUUUUGUCACUUGGAAAAUAAGAAUCAAAUAUCCCACAAGCUCCUGAGCCAGUGUGACUGGAAGUUAACACUUGCUUUGGAUAUGCAUUUGCAAAACUUUUUUCCUGAAAGAGUUGGUACAAUUGAAUUUUACGUGCUUUAUGAAAACCUUUUCAAGUUGAUAUUUCCAUAGGUGUGUUUUAAUUUACCUCUUUUUUUCAAAGCAAGAUUUUGCCCUACUACAAAGGCAGCUUAAGUAUUGUUUGUGGUUUUUUUUCUUGAAUAGUGACUGUUAACAUAGCUCUAAUUUAAUGGUGUCAGUGUUUAAAAUGAAGUGGGUGCUUCAUUAACAUGUAGUUUUCUUAUAUGUAAUACAAAAAAUACAGAACUACACAAAUAUUGCAAAAUUAAAACAAUAUGGUCAGCAAGAAAUAAAAUUAUAGUUACAUUUUGUCUGGAAAUGGAUACACAAAACUACUUUUCAAAUGUUGUGGAUUAGUUGUCCUUUUGUAGGUUUGACUAUAUGUAAUUUAUCUUCUUGUCUUACAAUAUGAAAACGCCUGUAGAGCAGUUGCAUUUGAACUAUGUUAUAUAAAUUAGAACUUCACCACAUGUAUUUCCUACUGUUGCUUUUUUAAAUGCUGCCGGUUGACAACGCUUGCCUUGUAUUAUAACAGAAAUAAUUUUGCAUUAUUCUUGCAUUUU
Molecule: messenger RNA, 3993 nt
Organism: Cuculus canorus (common cuckoo)
Lineage: Eukaryota; Metazoa; Chordata; Aves; Cuculiformes; Cuculidae
Gene: C2H18orf63
Product: chromosome 2 C18orf63 homolog
Exons: 14
Coding region: 1-2217 (738 amino acids)
Source: RefSeq, a predicted model, not a curated record